AUUUUGCCAGUCAGUAUUUUAUUCCCUUUUGUUGAGAACAGAUCCCUCCCAACACAUUAGAAAUUUCGUUUCAGUUUAGCUUUUUACUUUCUCUCCGAAUUACUUCACGAACCAUCUAAAUCUAUUCCAAAAGUGCAAAAUUCUUCGUGUAAAAUCCCACUCGCUGUGUCGCGCUCUCUUGGACCCACUUUACGACUCACUCGGACUCUGACUCUGACUCACUGUGCGGCAUGAAGAGCCACCAGAUCAAUCUCUCGCGGCUGGCCAUCCGAACGGCGAAUGCCUCGAAGGCCAGCGGCGGCAUUGUCGCCACAAUGCAGGGCAUGUGCAACGGCAACGGCAAGGGCAGCGGUCAUGGCAGCGCCAGCGUCCACAGUUCCCUCGGUCUUGGGGCACCCAAACUGAUGCGCAUCGAUGUCCUCGAUCGCAACCGCGAGAAGCCCAGGCGGAUCAGGCAGCUGAAGUACGAGGUCCAGACCACAGGAACAAUGACCGGGACGGUGUUCUGCGGCGGCAACAAGAUAUUCUCGUCCACCAAUGUGCUCAUCGUGAACAUGCCCCGACAGCCGAGCAGCAUGAACUGCGGUGUCGUCGCCACGCGCAACAUGGGCACGGUGGCCGCCCCGCUGAAGCGCAUACAACCGCCUGUGCCUGUGCACGUUUCGUCCCAGGCCAAGCUGAGGACGCCCCGUCUAUCGGCCGCCCAGCGGCAGAACCACGUCCAAACGUUGUCCCAGAGCGAGGGACGGAGCGUGCGGAUGGCCCUGGAGAUCAGCAAGUCCAUUUCGGACGAACUGAUGCCCAUCACCGAGACGGUACGAUCGCGGAUCUGCGUCGUCCGUCAGCCGAACCAGAAGAGGGACCUGCUGCAGGGCUGGAAGCACCCGGGAAGCGUCAUGGUCCAGCAGUCCCCGCAGGUGGCCCGCGCAGAGGAUGUCGAGGAAGAACCGCUAGCGAGGCAGGUGAAGCCGCCACGUCGCCAGAUCAGGAUCCCGAAGCCGAUGGAGCGCGUCCGAUCCCCGAAAUACAGGUCGCAGUCCCCGAAAUCUGCCGAGUCCAAGCCGUCUUCCAGCAGCAGCGACCGCAAGGCCCUUGCAAUGCAGCGCUACGUGUACACAUCGAGGCGUCGCAACUCGAGGGCCUCGCAGCACGACCAGCGCUUGCGGAUGACCGAGUCACAGCCGCGCGCCUCCUACUCGUUGGACGACUUCGAACUGAUGGACGUGUCCCUGGCCAGAGGAGCGCCCAAACGCCCCCCUACAGUGUCACUGCCUGCUGCUGAUGCCGCUCGCAAGCCUAUGGCCAAGAAGCGCGAGGAACCCAAACUAGUGACGUAUCAGCGAUACGACCAGCCCAAGACGGAGCGCGACUUCCUGCAGAAGAAGAUCUUUGGGGGCAUGGAGCCGCGUCUGUGGCAGCAGCAGAAGUCCGGGACGGCCGACUCGCGGAAAAUUCAGACGCCUAGCGAGGCGGAAAGCGACGACGAAAAUCCGUGGGCGAAGGAGUGUGAAGAUUCUUUCGACUGGACGGACAUGGAGAAGCGCUAUGUCCAAGCGGAGGCAGAUCGUGAGUCCGCUGACCGGAACAUGAUGAAGGGCACCUCGACGACGAGUCUCAACGCCGUCCCGAGACGCCUCGAUGACAUCCACUAUCCCGCCCAGCUAUUCUGGCGCCGUCCCCAGGCCGAGCAGGAGGACUCCGCUUCGGCAGGGCCCUCCAAAGAUGUGAGCCCCACGCCCCGUGCGACUAGCAGGACCAAAUACUCGUCGGCCAAGCAGACCGUGAAUUACGGCCAUGGCAAAAUGUGGCGCCACCAGGCGCAGGAGGAGAGCCACCCGGUGAAUGCGCAUUCCAGCGUUCCCCGUCCGAGGGUCCCCGAGGUGUCGCUCAUGUCCAGGAGUCUAUUCAGCCAGGACUCCACCGCAAAGCCAUCGCCAAAGUCCCCUCACAAUGAGGCGAAGCCCGUCCCGAAUAAGGAAUACAACGACGACAAGAACCAAGACGCCGAGUCGGAAAUCCCAAUGCCUGAGAAAUACGUAAAGGAGUCGGCAUUCCAGCGCCUCGGUGGGCCCGUUGUAGAGUUCCGCCACAGCCGUGCCAAUAAGUGGUAGGGACGAGAGAGACGAUACCAGAGCCAGUAGCAGUCCCAGAAGCAGUAACUGUACUCGUGCCAGUCGCAUUUCCAAGAGAGUGUUGUACAAGAGCCACCAAAGUCCUCCGGCACGAAAGAGGAAGCAGGAAGAAGAUGCCACAGCAUCGCUCUCCGCAAACAAAAAACACUAGACACAACACACCCCGCACACAGUCGUAGCAGUUAAUAAUUACAACACUAGUCCACAAAAUUAUGCAAGAGUUUCCGCGUAUUCUCGUCACUAGGGAGAGGGUACAUCAUCCAAAUUUAUUGUUAAAAACACCCUUUCGAAGAAGCACGUAACAUUAAACCCCCAGUUGACACAUCUCUUUUAGUAUCUGUUCAACUUGUUGCCAACAGUAGAGCCAAAUACAUAUACUUUCUGUUUUGCAACGA
Drosophila obscura is the source of this 2527-nucleotide messenger RNA. RefSeq lists its product as uncharacterized. The record is from RefSeq and is a predicted model, not a curated record. Bases 231 to 2111 code for a protein of 626 amino acids. The transcript has a single exon. NCBI's taxonomy places the organism in Eukaryota, Metazoa, Arthropoda, Insecta, Diptera, Drosophilidae.